This is a messenger RNA of Truncatella angustata, 1485 nucleotides long. RefSeq names its product cytochrome P450. Gene Ontology annotation, molecular function: heme binding; iron ion binding; steroid hydroxylase activity. Bases 1 to 1485 code for a protein of 494 amino acids. The transcript is spliced from 3 exons. The record is from RefSeq and is a predicted model, not a curated record. NCBI's taxonomy places the organism in Eukaryota, Fungi, Ascomycota, Sordariomycetes, Amphisphaeriales, Sporocadaceae.
AUGCCAGUGGUUCCUUAUUGGCUUCCCGGUCUCUAUCAUACCAUACCAAUACUCAUAAACCCUACCGAUUUUGUUUUCGGAACCAUAAAGCGAUUCGGAUGGGAAAGGCCAUUUCAGCUUAAAGCCGGCCCAACCAACUUCACAUUGACUGCCAAUCCGUUUCACAUUCAGGAGAUCUUCAAGUCGAGGUUCCUGUCAGCGAAGUCGAUUACAAGAAUUUCUGCGAAGAACCUCUUGGAUAUCCCUUCCAAAAUUCUCGCCUUCUACGAUGCAGAUGAUUCGGGGAUGGCCGCAGAGCCCAGAAAAGGUUCCAAAACAGCGCAAGAAGAUAGGAUCCUUUAUCAUCAAACCCACAGCGCUCAGAAGUUCCUCGCCGCCCCUUACCUCGGAUCACUUGCCGAGCGGUACCUUAAAUUUUUCAACGAGCAUGUGGAUCGGUUAGCGAUAGGAGAAACCUGGGUGGAAUAUCCUGACCUGUACAAAUUCCUGCAGAUGACCGUCUCGCGAGCUAAUAUCGAGGCCAUGAUGGGAUCCAAGAUCUUUGAGGUCAAUCCUGGUCUUAUCGAGCACUUCUGGCUUGCCAAGCGGAAUGCGCACCUGUAUUUCCGCGGGUGGCCGCGGUGGCUGAUACCCACAGCUUUCAGAGAACGGGAUCGUGUAGUGGACGAAAUCGAAAAAUGGCACACAUACGCAUUCAAAAAUGGCAACGUCACGGAAUCCAGUCCCCGGGAUCCGGACUGGGAACCCAUAUUCGGUAGCAGAUACGCCAAGGCCCGGCUGCAGUACAUGCUGAAGAUGAAGUCGUUGACCGCACGCGUUCGAGCCUGCGAGGACUGGGGGCUGAUCGCCAAUGGCAAUACAGCACCGAGUGCAUUUUGGUAUAUUUUCGAGGCUCUCAGAGAUCCAAGCCUCUCAGAUCGGCUAUCUGCCGAGGCCGACACGUGUAUAUCCGCUAAUGGGAAAAUCAAUAUUGAUAAACUAGGAACGCGACCGCUGUUGCAGUCCACAUAUGCGGAAGUCCUUCGGCUGCGCGUCUCGAUCCUCGUGAGCCGCAUGGUGGAGUUUGGAGACGUAACGUUCUCGGGAUACACGAUACGGCGAAACGAGUUUGUACUGAUGCCUACCGAUGGCGUACAUUUCAGCGAGGAAGCAUGGGCGCGAGCAGGCAGGCCCUCCAAGAAACCAUUGCUGGAAUUCGACGCCGAGAGGUUCCUGGUCGAGUCCGACAUGGGGCCCGAAUUCUCUACCGAGGGCUUGGCCGGCCUGUGGAUUCCCUUUGGUGGAGGGGAGCGCAUGUGUCCGGGACGCCACCUUGCGAAGCUGGAAAUGAUCUUAACCUACGCCUACCUGUUCUCAAAAUACGACAUAGAGCUAGGUUCUGUAGGUGCCAAAGACGUGCAGUGUGAUAUGAAGUUUGCACCCUUCGGUGCGUUGCCACCGAACCGCAAGGUCCCCUUCAGGAUCAGGAGAAAGACGCAAGCAUAA